Orbilia oligospora ATCC 24927 is the source of this 1383-nucleotide messenger RNA. RefSeq lists its product as uncharacterized. The transcript has 3 exons. NCBI's taxonomy places the organism in Eukaryota, Fungi, Ascomycota, Orbiliomycetes, Orbiliales, Orbiliaceae. The record is from RefSeq and is a predicted model, not a curated record. Bases 1 to 1383 code for a protein of 460 amino acids.
AUGGAUGCUGCUUCAAAAAUAGACGUCCUCGUUGCUGCUGGGUUUAUUCCUCCCGAUAGCUCAGGCUCUGGUUCCUCUAAGAGGCGGAACUUGACCGUACCUUCGCAUGAUCGAACUCACACAUUGCCAACAGCUUCGGACCUUCCUCUAGGAGCACAGUCCCCUCUUCUAAUCGAAUUCUCUGAUAGCGAGCUUUCUAAGUUUGCUUCCAAAAUGUCACUUGCAGACGAUAUUUCUAGUCUUCCAGGUCCGCCCAGCAAAGGCGAUGGUGCCCUUCCUCCAUUUUCCACUAUCAUUCCUCGUAUCAACGAGGAGCUUCUUCGCCUUCAGAAUGAAGUUCAACAGGCCUCCACUGCGCGAGACAAGAAAGCAAUGGCUUCUCUCGCAGCCAAAGAAAAGGAAAUCGCUGAACUUCGUACCAAAAUUGAUGCUCAAAAGUCCGUGCAUAUAGAAGAAGUUCAAGCUUUGAAAAAGGAAAUCGAGAUCCGGAAGCGGGAGCUUUCCAGCAAGACUAACAUCAAUGAUACCAGCGAUGCCAAUAAAAAGAUACUUCAGGAGACAUUUGAGGCUUUCAAAAAGACUGAUGAAGCUAGAGAACAAUUUAUCGAUUAUCUGAAUGGGGAACUGCAAGAAUACCGACGAGGACCACGACAUCAGACCUAUCAAACUGGACCUCAUGGUGGCCCACGGGAGAACAAAAUGGCCAAAGAUAUGAACGCUUUAGAGCAGCGACACAAAAUCACACGAGAUGCCUUCUUUGAACAUAUGACUAAAACAGUUAUUUUCCAAAAUUCAAAGGACGCUACCGUCCUGGAUCUCGAACUAAAGCUCAGAACCUCCCAAAAUCAUAUCGAGAAUCUGAAACGACAAUCUUCUCUCGCCCAGAAGUUGGGGGGUGAGAUCGAUUCCCUCAAGAAAACAAACGCCACCGUUGAGGGCAACCUUGACGAUGCUAUUGCUGUGAACUUACACCUAACCCAUGAGCUCGAAACCUUUCAAGCGGAGAAUGCCGACCUCAAGAGCAAGCUCGCUGUCUUCGAGACGGAGAAUGCAAAGCUCAAAGACAAACUACAAGACAACACGGAAAAAUUGCAAAGGAGCUUGGAAAAGAUAAUCAAGUUGGAGAAAGAGCGAAAAACUUCCAGUAAUGUUCUUCACCGCCGUGGUUUACAUGCAGAAGUCAUGCAAAAUACGAUCGAGAAUCUCGAAGCCGAUAAGCACCGAUUAGAGCGUGCUGCUGCUGCUCGCGCCAAGUUCGAUAAUCAGCAGAAUACUAACGAAAAUAAUGCUCCUGGGCUCCGUCCUAGUGCCACGCCGCUCUCGCCUUCCAAAAUUCAAAAUACAGAUCCUAGCGAAGGGAAGGACUGUGCAGUGAAAAUUUGA